AUGGCGGCUAAAAUAAAAAAUAUUAACAAAACUGCAAAGAUCAAAAACAUGGAUAUUUUAACUGGAAAAGAGAAAAUAUUAGGUGAUGUAUUUAAAUUUGUUACUCCUUAUAAACAAAGAAUAUUUUCUCUAUCCGAGCCCAGUAAUACCGAUUGCAAUAAUGUUUCAAUUAUAGAUAUUACAGGUCAAUGGAAACAGAGUGGGAGGAUACCGACAUUGAAUAAAUUUACGACAUCCAUACUGGAAUUAAAAAAUUUAAAAAAGUAUAAAAAAAUUGAUUCAGCAUCACCUCAAACGGUAUCAUGUUUCAACAACACUGAUGCUAAGAUUAAAAAUUCUUUACAAAUAGAUUCUCAAAAUACCUUGCCUUUAUUAAAAACUCCAAAAUCCGAAGUUCAACUGAUAAGUCCAAUAAAUCAAUCUGCUAGUAAUCAUAAUAUAAGAAAAUUAAAAUUCGCAUUAAUGGUAGUACCAAAAUUAAUAGAAGAUAAUAAUAAAAAUGAAUUUUCAAAUACUGUUAAACUACCUCAUUUCGAAUCAAUAUUAAUCGAACCUAAUACUACAGAAAUAUUAAGAACCAAAGAUAAGAAAAAUAAUUCGAAUAAUGAAUUUAUUUACAACAUUAGCACGUGUGGGACAGAAAAUUCUACAACUAAAACUAAUUUCAAAUUUUUAAAUAAAAAUAAUAUGACUAUAAAAACUAGCAAUGCUAUGAAGAUCAAUAAAAUAAUAACUAGAUCAAGAAAUGGAUGUUGGAUUUGCAGAUUACGUAAGAAGAAAUGUUCAGAGACAAAGCCAUCAUGUGAUAAUUGCAAACGUUUGACGUUGCAUUGUGAUUAUAACAAAAUACAACCUGAAUACAUUGUAAAUCCCAUUGAAAAACGAAAAAAACUUUUAGGUUAUAAAGAAUAUAACAAGGGAAGUCAAGAAACAAUUAAUGAGAGAAAAUAG
Messenger RNA from Henningerozyma blattae CBS 6284, 951 nucleotides. Its product is annotated as Zn(II)2Cys6 transcription factor domain-containing protein. Gene Ontology annotation, biological process: regulation of transcription by RNA polymerase II. The record is from RefSeq and is a predicted model, not a curated record. Lineage: Eukaryota; Fungi; Ascomycota; Saccharomycetes; Saccharomycetales; Saccharomycetaceae. The transcript has a single exon. Bases 1 to 951 code for a protein of 316 amino acids. Gene Ontology annotation, molecular function: DNA-binding transcription factor activity, RNA polymerase II-specific; zinc ion binding.